AUUAAGAUACCUGGGAAACCUUAAUCCAUAUCUGGGAAAUUUUAAUCCAUAACUGGGAAGUGACUGAGCAUGGAUUUCUAGAAGAAGAAAAAAAGGGGGGAGGGGAGAAUUUGAAGUUCUUAAAGGAUAAUUUGUCAAAGUGUGGAUUAACCUGCAUUAUCCUUUAUGAAACAUAAGAUCUUCCAGUCAGGAUGAAAAAGGAAAAAUUGCCUCAGGAAAAUCCUACAAUUCUACAAAGUGAAGUGCAUGAUCUUGGAAGUCAGCCAAAGGAAAAAUAUCGAAGUGAAGAAAAAAAAGGUUUAUACAGCACAAAUCUGCAGCAACAAUCUCCAGUCCACUUUUUUCCAUUUUCAUCAGAAUAUAACACGUCUCUCAAAAGCUACAUAUCCAGCUCUCUAAGUUCAGAAUGGACUACACCUUCAUUUAUACAAAAAUCUCCUAGAUCGUCUUCAACAAAUUUUUCCAAACCUGACAACAUAGAUGGUGGCAGCAUUUCUGAGCUUAUACUCCAGGAGACACAUUUUGCUGUUGGUACAACCCAGUCCCACAUGUUAGGAGAAGGGGAGGACUACUUUCACUCUUUGUUCUUCAACUCAAAGAGACAUCUCACAAAUUCUGGAUUGUCUCCAGAUGACUCCGACACAUCUAAUUCCAAUGCUCUUGGAGACAUUAAAAUAGUUGAAGUGAGUGGUUUGUUCGUGAAGAUAAUUAACUCUUCUCCUGACAAAGAACUGACAAUUGGAGAACAUAUUCUCCAACAAAAUGUCAAUGGCCGCGUAGUCUCUGUUUACAGAUUCCAUCCAAAUAUUAGACUGCCAGCCAAUGCUGCAAUAACUGUUUGGGCAGCAGCAUCUAAGGUAAAGCAUCAUCCACCAUCAGAUUUUCUUUGGAAGGAACAAGACAAGUUUAGAACAAGUUCCAACUGUACAACCAUCCUGUGUAAACCUAAUGGUGAAGCUAUUGCUUGGUAUUCUCCUAUCCAUUGGAAGCGAGCUUGGGAGAAAUUUGAUUCUGACAAAAAAUCUUACAGAAGUCCACUGUUAAUAUCAUCAUCUAAAGAACAAAUGAAUCAGGAAAUACCAUCUGCAGCAACCAAAGCAAAACGAGAACAAGAAACUGCAUCAAUGCUAGAGGGACAAGUUCGAGUUUUUCUAAAAAGAGAAAAAGAAAUCCCACCAAGUCUUUUUCCCAAUCGUAGCCCAUGGGGUCUCAGUCAGAGCUGUAUUGUACAUCCCAACUACACGUUGUUUGGACCGCUUACCGUGGGCAAUGAUGGGAGCACUGUGUGCAGACAGUCAGUAUCACAAUCAGCUAGACUUGACUUAAAAGCAGGAGGAAAACAACCUUAUCAUUAGAAGUCUCUUUAAAACCUAUUGUGGAACUGGACAUUCUGUAGCAGCCUCAGAUGACUAUUCCAACUUAACUGUCAGUUUAUAAGAUGAAGAAUUUUAAUAUAUCUGAAACUAUUUUACCAAGGAGUCAAGAAAAGGAAGGGAAAAGAACUGAGGGAAGGAUUAGAUGAUAUAAUAAAGACAACAAAGUUUGGAGUUCCAAGGAAAAGGGAGAGGAGGAGGAAAUUCAAAUCUAGUGAACAAUAAGAUACCACAAUAUGCCGUGCUCAGCCUUCAUCAUUUAAGAGACAAAGACAGCAGCUAGCAAGAAGGAUCCCCUGCACCCUGGGGUGUUCAGUGCUGACCAAUAUAUUUAUGCUUUGAUUUCAUUUAUGGAAAGUUGCAGCUGAAGCAUAUGCUGCUUAGAGCAUCUUACCAUUUACUACCUCAAAUAGCACUUUACCAAACUAGUUUCUACACAGAACAGUUUUGUCCUUGAUGAUACUCCAUUGUUAUAAAUCAAUAAAUGUUGGUCUGGGAGUAUCCAAUAUCUGGGGUAAAGGAGGGCAGAGACAGGAAAAUCUGGCAACCAAAUAAAUGGGCAAGCAAUAUAAAGGCAUGCAUUAUAUCUAGUUCAAAGAGAAAACCUUGAAACUCAAAAGAGUAAGUGGAGAAUGUGUCUGUGUCUGUGGUGUGAGUGGGGGGGAUGGUAAGGAAAGAAUCAGAGCCAUAGAAAAAGAGGGAGAGAAGGAGAGAGAGGAGAGAAAUAGAAACAGAAGAG
Sarcophilus harrisii (Tasmanian devil) is the source of this 2112-nucleotide messenger RNA. It is a transcript of the gene LMNTD1, whose product is annotated as lamin tail domain containing 1. Bases 192 to 1355 code for a protein of 387 amino acids. Gene Ontology annotation, cellular component: nuclear envelope; cytoplasm. NCBI's taxonomy places the organism in Eukaryota, Metazoa, Chordata, Mammalia, Dasyuromorphia, Dasyuridae. The transcript is spliced from 12 exons. The record is from RefSeq and is a predicted model, not a curated record.